AUCUCUUCAAAAAUCUUUUCGGAUUACUUCACAGAAGCACAAAGUCUCUCUUUCAAGCUUCUUCGAUCUUUGCUUCACCAAACCCUAAAACAUGUCCGGCGGAUUUUUCCGGGGUACUUCCGCCGAGCAGGAUACUCGGUUCUCUAACAAGCAAGCCAAAUUGAUGAAGAGUCAGAAAUUUGCCCCGGAGUUGGAGAAUCUGGUGGAUGUGACCAAAGUGAAGAUGGAUGUUAUGAAGCCUUGGAUUGCGACUAGAGUCACUGAGCUUCUUGGUUUCGAAGAUGAAGUUCUCAUCAACUUUAUUUAUGGUCUGCUUGAUGGGAAGGUACUGAAUGGUAAGGAGAUUCAGAUAUCGCUAACUGGAUUCAUGGAGAAGAAUACUGGCAAGUUUAUGAAAGAACUCUGGACGCUUCUUCUAAGCGCACAGAAUAAUUCAAGUGGUGUUCCACAGCAGUUUUUAGAUGCUAGAGAAGCUGACACAAAGAAGAAACUGGAAGCAGCAAUGCAAAAAGCAAACCACGAGCAUGAUUCAUUGAGGAAAAUAGACAGCAGCGUUGAUCUCAAGGGGAAAAAUGGGAUGGAGAAAAAACCUUCAAGAGAUCUUCCGGAGGAUGGGAGAAGGGCUGACGAGAAGAAUGGUGUAAAAGAAACGAGAAGGGACCUGAUAUCUCCACGUCGCAGAGAAGCAUCCCGCUCACCCCUUAGAGGGUCACGUUCUAGGUCUAUCAGCAAAACAAAUUCAGGCUCUAGAAGUUAUUCUGGUGAACGGAAAUCCAGGAGCUUAUCACGAUCAUCAGAUGCCUCCAUCUCACCCAGAAAGCGGAGAUUGUCGAAUUCAAGGCGUAGAUCCAGAUCACGUUCCUUGCGUAGGUCUCUGUCUCCUCGGCGACGUAGGAUACAUUCUGCUUAUGGAAGCAGGUCUGGGUCACCAAUUAGACGUCACAGGCGAUCUACGCCUGAGAGACGCUGCCAGUCACCACCCCCUUCAAGGCAGCGCAGGUCUCCAUCACCCUUUAGGCGACGCAGGUCACCAUCUCCGCCUGCAAGGAGACGCAGGUCACCAUCCCCGCCUGCAAGGAGACGCAGAUCACCAUCACCACCUGCUAGGUCACGCAGGUCACCUUCACCACCUGCUAGGUCACGCAGGUCACCGUCACCGCCUGGUAGACAUCGCCGAUCUCCUCUGCCCUUUAGAAGGCGUAGGUCUCCUUCACCACCAGCUAGAAGGCACAGGUCUCCGUCUCCACUCUAUAGGCGCAACAGGUCGCGAUCACCACUGGCUAAGCGAGGAAGGUCUGACUCACAGGGGAGGUCUCCCUCACCGGUGGCUAGGCGCAUGACACCUACUGGGGCAAGAUUGCCUACACCACCGCUGACAGACGUAGGAGACGGUCUCCAUCCUCGAGUAGAUCUCCUUCUAGGUCGUUCUCACCUCCUGUUCGCCGUAGAUCUCCUUCUCCAAGUAGAAGAAGGCAACAGAGGGACAGAAGAUCUCCUGGACAUCCAUCUGAAGAGCAAGAUAGAGAGGACGGGAUUCAAAGUUCCAAGCUAUUAAAGAGAACUGCAGUGCAGUUGCCUGAUAUUGAUAAGAGGAAACAAUUACCGGAAAAGGUGCCAGAAGUUAGGCGUGCAGAACAUGUGAGGGAGCAAGAGAGAAAGAGCAGUGAUAAGAUACCAGAGAGGCGUUCCAGUAGAACCCAUGGUUCAGAGAUGCCCCCAGUUUCACCUAAGGAAUCGCUUAGAGUAGAAAAUUCAGAAGGAAAGAGUCAGCCUCUUUCUAAUAAGGUGAAGGGCAGUGAUCAGGUUGAGAAAGAGGAUAACAGCGACUUGGAUGCAAACCUUUCCUCUGAUUCUAAGGAAAAUAUCAGACAUCAUACUAAGGAUAGAAAGAGAAGAAAGGAGAAAAGGUCUUCAAGGGAAGAAGUAUCCUCAGAUGAUAAGGGCAGUUCUGAUUCUGACCUGGAAGAUAGGAAGGAGGCUAAAAGGAGGAGGAAGGAAGAAAAGAAAACGAGAAAGGAGGAGAAGAAACGCAAGCGAGAGGAGAGACGUCGUAAAAGGGAAGAACGUCGUGGUGGGAAGCUGAAACAUAAGAAUCAAGAGCAUUCUGAUACUUCAGAGGGCGAUGAAGCUGAGACCUAUCCUAAGAAUAAAAAAGGGGAGUCAGAUCCAAAGAGGCUUGAGAUUGAGUUGCGAAACAAAGCACUCGAGUCACUGAAAGCAAAGAAGGCAAAAUUGGACAAGUGACAAUUUCUCUGCUAUUCUUGAGUGCAGACUUUAUGCAGAGAUUCAUGGCUCAUCUUCUGGUAAUAGUUUCUUGCAUUGAGUAGAUUUUUAUGACAAUUUGGUA
Messenger RNA from Camelina sativa (false flax), 2347 nucleotides. The record is from RefSeq and is a predicted model, not a curated record. Lineage: Eukaryota; Viridiplantae; Streptophyta; Magnoliopsida; Brassicales; Brassicaceae.